Molecule: messenger RNA, 6671 nt
Organism: Talpa occidentalis (Iberian mole)
Lineage: Eukaryota; Metazoa; Chordata; Mammalia; Eulipotyphla; Talpidae
Gene: ZNF697
Product: zinc finger protein 697
Exons: 2
Coding region: 1068-2795 (575 amino acids)
Biological process (GO): negative regulation of transcription by RNA polymerase II
Molecular function (GO): DNA-binding transcription repressor activity, RNA polymerase II-specific
Source: RefSeq, a predicted model, not a curated record
UCUCGCCUCAGGGCUGGCUUAGCCCCUAUCGAUCUUGCAAGUCCUGUUUCGGGGCUGCAGAGGCGGAGAACGUGCUGGUCACUUCAAAAUCUUCAUCCAAGAUCCUUGACCUAUAAAAACUGCAUCGUCGUCGGCAGCUGAGCUGCAGCAGUGAGGGAUGACAAAAGUGAAUUAUUUUUGGCUCAGUGGCUCAGGCUUGACAAGGAGGUCUUUAAAUGUAAACCUGACAUCUACCAAAGGUUUAGGAGCCUGAUGUCACUUUCUCCCUACAAUUCAUAUUGUUUCUGCAGAGGGGCUAACAUGUCCCCGGCCUGUGCCAGGGACAAUUAAGAUAUUGCAAAAUAUGUAAUAAGUUUAAAGAGGUAGCUUCUGAUUGAGAGGGUCCUGCACCUCUUGCAUGCACCCCCAACGUACCUACGAAAGCCUGAAUUUCUUGGCUCGCUGCCUGCAGCAAGGCAGCCAGUCCUCAGCGCAGAGGUGGGCUGGUGCUGCAGGUCACAUGGUCUUGCAUGAGAAGUGAGGCUACAGAGGCUUCUGUUAUUUUUAUGUCUUGAAUGUAAUUUUCCUCUGACUUCUUAGAGCCCUACUCAGAAUUAACUAAAGUCCUCACAGGAUUGCUGUGGGCUCAGAGAGGGCAGCCCCUCUCCCAGCCCAGUUUUGCUGGGGUGCAAUUGACAACCUGUAUCCUGAGAGGGAGACCUCAGCUUUGAGCAUGAGGAACAGGAUUUUGAGGCACUCAAUGAAUGGUUUAGUCCCCACUUAACUGCUUACAAAACAGCCUUAGACCACUGGGGUCUUUUUGAGCUUCAAGCUUUUUCAGCUGUCAAAUGGGGAGCCCCACCCCUGUGACACCUAUAACCAUGCACUAGACACCUGCUUCAUGGAAACAGAUCACACUGCAGUGAGGGUUGGCAUGUGGCUUCAGAAAGAGACGCCACGCACCCACUGGCAUCCAGACCUACCUCCUUUGCACCUUAAAAUGUAGGGUGGAGCAGAGAUGUCUGCGGCUUGGGACAUGAUGCAUUUCCUGGGAAUGUGACACUGAUUUGCGCGGAAACUCAAGGCAGAUGUGGGGAAGGGUUGAGGCCAGACUGACGCGACCUUUGUCUUUGUGUUUUGUCUGGAGCAGGGACCCCUGGUCACCACCCUUGUCCUGUUCUUCCUGGAUGGAACAAGAAGAUAAAGACAGUCUGUGUGACGUCCAGGACUCAGAAGAUAAAGGGAUGGGCUCUGAUUUUGAGAACUCCGAGGACAGGGAAGGGGACCCAGAAGGACGCGGAAUGGGCUUGAAUCCACAGGAUACGGACGAGAGUGAGGGCCACGUGGAGGAGGAGCUGGGCCCCCACUCUCGGGCUGCAGCUCCUGGAGGGGCCUCGGAGGAGAGGGAAACCGCGGCCGACAUCUGCACAGACGGCCUGCUGAGCGCGGCGGAGGGGCUGUUGCUCCGCGAGGCCGAGGAGCACCCCGCGGGCGGCGCAGCCGUGUCCCCAGGCCUGUCGGAGCCCGACAGCCUCUCCGGGAGCCCGCCGGGGCCAGAGGACGAGGAGGGGCGCAGCGGGGCGAGCCGGCCGGAGGAGCCGCUGGAGCCGCAGCCGGUGCUGCCCUGGCGGCGGCACCUCUCCCUGGGCAGCCGGCACCGGGGGGACAAGCCCGCGCACCGGCGCUUCCGCCGGCUGCACCCCGCGGUGGCCGUGGACCUGGGCGAGCUGGACAGCCUGGUGGCCAGCAUCAUGGACGCGCCCACCAUCUGCCCGGACUGCGGCGAGAGCUUCAGCCCGGGCGCCGCCUUCCUGCAGCACCAGCGCAUGCACCGCCUGGCCGAGGCGGCCGCGGCCGGCCUGGAGCCCUUCGCGCGCGCGGGCGAGCGCGCGGCGGGGGGCGCGGGGGGCUUCGGCUCCGGGGGGCCCGCGCUGGCCCGGCCGGCGCGCGAGAAGCCGUUCCGCUGCGGGGAGUGCGGCAAGGGCUUCAGCCGCAACACCUACCUGACCAACCACCUGCGCCUGCACACGGGCGAGCGCCCCAACCUGUGCGCCGACUGCGGCAAGAGCUUCAGCUGGCGCGCCGACCUGCUCAAGCACCGGCGCCUGCACACGGGCGAGAAGCCCUACCCGUGCCCCGAGUGCGGCGAGGCCUUCAGCCUCAGCUCGCACCUGCUCAGCCACCGGCGCGCGCACGCGGCGGCCAGCGGGGCGGGGGCGGCCGCGCUGCGCCCCUUCGCGUGCGGGGAGUGCGGCAAGGGCUUCGUGCGCCGCUCGCACCUCGCCAACCACCAGCGCAUCCACACGGGCGAGAAGCCGCACGGCUGCGGGGAGUGCGGGAAGCGCUUCAGCUGGCGCUCGGACCUGGUGAAGCACCUGCGCGUGCACACGGGCGAGAAGCCCUACAUGUGCUCCGAGUGCGGCGAGACCUUCAGCGUGAGCUCGCACCUCUUCACGCACAAGCGCACGCACUCGGGCGAGCGGCCCUACGUGUGCCGGGAGUGCGGCAAGGGCUUCGGGCGCAACUCGCACCUGGUGAACCACCUGCGCGUGCACACGGGCGAGAAGCCCUUCCGCUGCGGCCAGUGCGACAAGCGCUUCAGCGACUUCUCCACGCUCACGCAGCACCAGCGCACGCACACGGGCGAGAAGCCCUACACGUGCAUCGAGUGCGGCAAGAGCUUCAUCCAGAGCUCGCACCUGAUCCGCCACCGCCGCAUCCACACCGGCAACAAGCCGCACAAGUGCCCCGGCUGCGGCAAGGGCUUCCGCUACAAGACGCACCUGGCGCAGCACCAGAAGCUGCACCUGUGCUAGGGCCGCCGUGGGGGGGGUGCCCUCUGGGGAGCAGGUGGGGGCGGGCGGGGCCUGGGGACAGCGCCCUAGAAAGGCAGGGGACGUGGGGGGCGGGAGGGACAAUCCGAGAGCGUGUUGGUGUCAGGGGAUGCUGAAGGGGAGGGUGCUUUGGUGGGGGCUAGAUCUUGCCCGCCUCCGUCCCAAGGAAGAGAUGUCUCGGGCCCAAGGAAGAGAUGUCUCGGCCCGCGCUGACCGAGGGGACGAGCAGGAGCUGGCACUUUGAAGACCUGGAGGAAGGAGAGGUUGAGGGGGCACUGGAGGGCCUGCCAGGGGAGGUUGGGCCACCCCCGGCCCUCUGAAUCCGGGCGCGCGUGUGGCCCUAGUGAGGCACGCGUAGGCUGCUUCUGUGAGAGGCGGGUGUGUGUAAUCCUAUCCUGGGCCCCCCGGGAGGUAAGCCAGUUCUGUCCUGUUCCCCCACAUCAGCUGCAGCCCCCGCAGAAGUAGAGGAAGCUGCCCGUUUUGGAGAGGGUGUUUUGCAUACCCUUCCUUUCUCUGAGCCACAGUUAGCUGCUAUUGUGAAGCAUCCAGGGGAAGCCAGGCAGUUGCAAGGGCCGAGCCUCUUGAGGUGUGGAAAUGCAUUGGUUACUGGUCCUCGGACCUCCUGGGAAAUCCUGGUUCUGCUCUUGGGUUUGUGCUACUUCCAUUAAAAUACUGUAGCUUCGUGCUGGGUCAAGGUGUCUGGGAAUGACAGCCCCCUGCCCCUGGUGACCGGUGGCCCAGCCCAGCAUUUCUUUUGGGUCUCUCUUGUGAUCUCGUAAGGACAGGGAGGUGGGACAAUCCCAAGCGGUGGGACCGGCCCUUCUGCAGGCCAGCAUGACGCGUGCUCCGUGUGACCCCACAGUGGGGCGCUCAAGGCUUGAGACAGGAGGACAUGCGCAGGGAGAGGUGUACAUGCAAAGUUGCCAAAUAGCACAAGCAAUGAAUGUUUUCUGGAGGUUAUAUAAAUGCCAAAAUAGCACUUUUAUAUUUGCAAAGUGCUUUAUGCUUUUUAAUAAUUGCUAGUUUCUCACAUCUCGGUGAGUUAGAUCAGUAUUAAGACCCCGGCUUAGGGAAGGCCUGGGGCCUGGGCUGCUCUGCAGAGGGCGAGGACAGUGUGGACGGGUGCUUUUGUGCGCUCCAGCUCAGCUGCUAGAAGACUUACCUGUUGUGAUUUAUAUAAUGAGAUCAGGACACUGCACAUGUGUACUCUGGAUGGCUAACGCAAGGCUAGUCUAGAAGGGCCAAAGAUGUCCUUGCUGGCAAAGCUGGUCUUUGUCUCAUACAGUGUCCUAGAUAACGUUUUCUUUCUAGUUGGGGCUGUAGGUAGAUGACUUGUAUAGAUGUCCAUUCCCUGUGCUGAAUCCUCCUUCCCUAGUUUAGCUCGUAGAGGUUAGAGCUGCGGGAGGCAGCAUCUUCUUCACUAGCAAGUGUUUCUCUCCUUUCAUGGAGACAGCUUCAAGAACUGGUGGACACACUUGAAGAGAAAGAAAAUAGCUGCAAAAUUGUUUUUAUAGCUUUAGCAAAUUUUUCUGUGGAUGCUGGUAAUUUAUACUUGAUCAGUUGUGUUCUAGCAAAGACUCUGGGGACUGUAGGAAAGCAUGUUUGUGUCCUUAUCAAAACACAUUUUAAAAAAUACUGAGAGUUCUGGGCUCGGGGAAUGCCUGUUGAUCUGGCCCUCUUUGCUUCUUGUUAUUCAAAGAUGCAAAGUCUCAAAAUAGGGUUUUGGGAAGACACCAAUUCCUUUUUAUUUAAGUCAAGAGUAUGGGCAAGCGUAAUCAUCCAUUAUUUAUUCUGAUGCUUGUAGUCUGAAUACAGAACGUGCAAGACUCGCCUGGAAAUAAUAUAGCCAGUUGGUCGGUGAUCUUAUUCCUUCGGAUUUUAGUUUCCCAUGCACGUCUACCUCUUCCAGCUGUUUUAAGUUCUCGCAAGUCUGUGCCUAAGAAAUCUCAUUCAACGUUUGACCGUUCUGGUUUGAUCCGCUUUUUAUGGGUUAUUUGGUGUUUUGCUGCCAUCACCAUACAAUUGGAAGGACUCGUCUGUAUCAAAUGUUACCUGUCAGCAUCCUUGGAGGAAGGGUUGGGGUGAGGAGGAGGUUGGAGCUAUUGAAAAAUAACUUAGUGGCAGUAGAAAUCAUUGGAUUUCAUUGACCUCUCCUGUCCUUUCUACGACCAUGAAGAGGCUCAGCUACCACAUCAGAACCCCUCCAUGUGCCAGUCCUCCCGCAGAAGACGCCAACCAACACACCCUCCUUUUGUGGUGUUUAAAAUGUGAUUCCAUUUUUCUUACAACUUUUCAGGGAACAUACCUGCAUCGAGUGAGGUGAAUGCAUUCAGGAGGCUGUUCCUUGUAUCUAGUUUUAGAGUCAUAUUUUCUCAGCAGACCUUGUUAACUGUGGUUUACCUUUCAAAGCAAUCGUCUGAAGAUGGCGGCCGCCAGCUCAGUGAUGGUGGAGGUGGGUGAAUCACCGGUUCCUUGGGGAGCUUGUCCAAGCGUAGGCAUCUUGCUGCCUUUACUGAGCAAAACCUCAGUCAGCUUAACUCGGUUAAGUGGCCUGAUUGAAUCUUGACUUCUGGCCUGGAAGACAAGAGCCACCUGGUCUCUUCAGGAUCAAGAGGCUGAACAGAUGUGAAAAAGUACAAAUCAAGAACCUGUGUUCAUAGACAAUCUGAACUGUGUCUGAAGUUGGUGCACAUUUCCCUUCACUGUAAUGUUACUUUAUAGCUGUUUGUUAAAAUAGUGAAUAAUUUAAUGACCCUAAAAGUAACAGGUUUUGUGUGAGUGUGUGCUCGUGUAUGUGAGAAUCGCCUUAUUUUCAGGUUGUUUUAUUUAAGGAUGGUUCCCUGGACAGCCUUCUGGUGUUCAGCAACCAUUAUGGAAUAUUUGUCAUUAAAUCCUUAUCAGUUUUACACCUGGUCUGUCUUUUUCUUCCCAAUUCACGGCCCCUCAAUUUAAUGGGUCCUAUUCUGGCAGAGCAGGGGCAAGCAAACAAUCAGCUCCUGCCUGCCUGUUUGUAAACAAAAUUUUAUUAGCGUGCAGCCUGACCCUCAUAGCCAGUCUGAGGCUGCGUUCACAUGACAUCUGGGAACGGUGAGAUGAAGAGGUGGUGGUAGAAACACGUGACCCACAAUCCCAACGGAGGUUUGCAGAGAAAGCAUGAGCAGGUUCGGGGAUCCUGGUUGUCCAGGGGUGGGCUGUGUCUAAAUGGACCUUCAGGCACAGCUGGGAGUUCUGCUCAGCGCUUCUGCACCGUGUGGCUUUGGGACGCUGGGAACAUGGGUAUGCCACAUGCCACAGUACGGUGCCAAUUUCCAAAGAUCUGUCUUCAACCCUUAUCAGAACCCACCUGGGGGUGUUGGUGCAAGGCAAGGGAAGAGAGUUAGGGAGAAGGAGGCAGUGUUCGGUCUCCUAAUUGAUAAAAAUAGGCAUUUUUGAAUCUCAUCACAAAGUAUUUUCUUUCCCCUGGUUCUCAAAAAUGGAACAGAACUUAUCACUAGACUGACCUUUUGCUGAGACUAAUUUUUAUUCUCUGCACAAACUCAUGGAAACAGUGAGACAGCUGCUCUUUGGGAAGGGAUUCAUAAGAAAUUUAAAAAGCAGAGGCAUGAAAAGAACCUUAUUUUUUUUUGACUGAAAGCACUUAACCUUUGUGCAAAAAUCCUUGCGCCCCACCUUGCCUAGCAGGACAGCAUGUGUCCUGGUCCUGGGAGACAAGCAGUUCUGUGGUCACACACACCCCUCCCCAGGCCUGGCUGUUUGAGUUUAAAGCUCUCAGACCAGAUGCUGGUCCCUGGGAAAGUCACACCCACUCCUGGGAAAACCAAGUAUUCGCAGUAGUUGCUCAGUGUCCCGUGGGAGAGC